UCAUGGGGCCCCCGGGCAAUAGGGGAUCAUGGGGCCCCUGUGUCCUUGCCCAAACUCAAAAAAGCCUAUGAAAAAGGUACCAGAGGCAUAUCAUGGGGCCCCCUACUGACCCCGGCCCUCAGGCAGUGCCCGAGUUUCCAAAUGGUCAGUCCGCCCCUGGGGCAUCCUUACAUUCUUAACACAUUACUCAGUCCAUAUCAGAAUGAUAGCUACAUGUCGCUAUGCUCUGCCUAGAAUAAAAGCAUGACAAGGCUCUAACGCUCUAUGAUUUUCAGAAAUACACAUCUAAUUAUUUACCCUCAAUAAGAAGAGAAAAGAA
Staurois parvus is the source of this 319-nucleotide messenger RNA. NCBI's taxonomy places the organism in Eukaryota, Metazoa, Chordata, Amphibia, Anura, Ranidae. The record is from the annotation of a GenBank genome assembly.